GCCGAUACCGUCAUUGAGAACGUCGAGCCAUCGCCGCCGUCGUCCAACCCGUUACGUAAGCCUAUCCGAGAACGCCGAGCCGUUGCCGCCGUCGUCCAACCCGUUACGUAAGUCUAUCCGAGAACGCCGAGCCGUCGCCGCCGCCGUCACCCGACUGUACCCCGUUGUACCAUCACGACCGGAGCAGUACGACAUCCACGAGGCUGCCCCACAGACAUAUACCUCAUACCAAUCCACAGACCCACAUCGUGAGUUCAAUGUAUGAUUCCCACCACUAAAUGUAUUCCCAGAUAAAUCAUUUGUAUUUUUGUAAACUCUUUUAAUAUUGAUCAGUAAAAGAAAAUAUUGUAAAAAUUGGAUCAAAAAUAUUGUUAAAAUAUUAGUUGAUGAAAAUAAACGAAUUAUUCAAGUAUAACCUAAAAGACAACCGUCUGUUUUCAUUACAUUGGCGCCCAACUGCAGUGCUCGAUUAGGAAGAAAUUCCACUUCGACCUACGAGAAGAAAACUACAUCGUUUUUAGAAGAAAAACUACUUCGUGUCAAUUAAGAAGAAAACUACAUCUCUAACAAUGGCACCGAAGAAAAACAUAUCCGAAGAGGCUUUCAACGCGUUCAGAGCGGAAGUGGAGAGAAACGGUCAAUAUUUAGCUGACCAGCUGUUGCAGAAAAUUUACAAGUUAGAAGAAAAGUGCAACAACCUGGAAGACGAGAGUAACCGGAAAAUCGGAGAAGUUGCGGAAAACUACGAAAGGAAAAUCGAUUUGAUUGAAGCUCAACUCCAUGAUAUAAAACUGAAAUAUGAGAAUAGCAGUAGACAACCAGUACAUAAUGAAUGUAACAAUAAAAAGGAACAAAUACACAACACUGAGAUAUCGCGUCCGAUAUUCUAUGGAAACAACCGCGAUGGACACCCAAUAGAUUUUCUGUACCGACUGGAAGAAUAUUUUGCAGUAAAACAAUCAUACGUCGGUGAGAAAAUAAUUAUUGUGGGUGAUUGUUUAAAAGGAACCGCAUCAAAUUGGUUUUCUACCAUCCGAUUCCAACUCACCAAUUAUGAUGAUUUCAAGAAGGCGUUUAUUGACGAAUUUUGGUCCAGGGAAAUACAAAUCCAGGUAUGGAGUCAAUGUCUGAGUACAAAGCACAUACCAAACAACACCAACUACCGUGAACAUUUUGCCACGUGGGCAACCAAACUUCGACACUUAGAAGUACCACGAUUGUCUGAGAACGAAAUUGUAAAGCACAUAGCAAGACACUACCCAGGAUACCUCAGAGCAAUAUUGGUGUCACUACCCGAAUGUACGAUACUCACAGCCAUGAAGAUACUAGGUGAGGAAGAGCAAAGUGAUCAACCCACGGAAAACAAAGCAAAUAAUCAAAAAACUAACCAAAACGAAUCCAACAACAACAGCCAUACUCAAAACAACAACAGUUGGAACAACCAGCGGAGUAAUGGUUGGAGCAAUAUGCCACCACGCAAUAACCGUUGGAACAACCAACCAUACCGCAGCAAUGACAAGCGAGGAGAGACCCAACAAAACAGCACACCACAAACGGAAAAAAUCCAACAGGUGGCAACGAAUAGUGAAGAGCAAGCAGGAUCUAGUGGCAAUGAACAACAUGCAAUCAACUCAUUGAAUACCACUAAUCAAUCAGUUAGUCCGUAUAUUCAAUGUACAAUAGAAGGGGAGGAAGUCACCCUACUCAUCGACACUGGAGCGACAAUCAGUGUACUGACGAAGGAGGUGGUAGAUAUUAUCACUAACAAAAAUCCAAAAAUCCCACAGCUUCCAGUGACCGGGAUCCAAAUCAGUAACGCGGUCGGAAAAAAGAUAUGCAAAGUAUCAAAGCAGAUUUUCUGUGAGUGCAAAAUAGGGAACGAGUAUAUCCAAACCAAUUUCAUUCAGGUGGAGAAUCUCAAUGAAAAAGGGAUAAUUGGAGCUGAUAUAUUGAAAAAAUAUGACGCUCAAAUCAAAUUCAAAGAACAAGUUAUUCAAUUCAAGAUUGACCAGACCAUACACAAAAUACCGUUCGCCAACCAAAACCCAAGAGUGAUCAGCGCCCAGGAGCACUUACUCAAUGUAGAGAUAAACGAAAGUCCAGAAGAAGACCAAGUAGAUCUUACCAGUGAUGAGAAACAACAAUUUAUAUCAUUACUCGACAAAUAUGAUGAAAUAUUUUCAGACAAACCAGGGAAAAUUAAAACAUUCCAGUGCCAGAUACGAGUGAAGGCAGGGGACCCUAUCCAUCAAAAACAGUAUCCCAUACCAGUGUCCAGGAUACCCAAAGUGGACGCAGAAAUACAGAGAAUGCUCAAAUUAGAAAUUAUUGAAAAAUCUACAUCACCAUGGUCAUCACCGAUUGUUUGCACAGAGAAGAAAAAUGGCGACAUCCGGCUCUGUCUUGAUGCACGGAAAAUCAACACCAUGAUUAUACCAGACCGGGAGUGCCCCACCAACAUGGAGGAGACACUGAUGAAGUUCCGCGGCAUGAAGUACCUUAGUUCUAUUGAUCUCACCGCCGGAUACUGGCAAUGUCCAUUAAAAGAGGAGUGUAGGGAGAUAACACAUGUGCCAGGUCGAGAAAAUGUCGGAGCUGACACAUUGACUCGUUACCCGCAAUCACCCACGGACGAAAUGUCGAUAAAAGAUCGGACCAUCGUCAUCAACAAAUUAGCCAUAUUAAACUACAGUCCAGAACUAAGGGAGAAAUUCAAGGAACGGCACACAGUACAACAAGCCGACGAAUAUAUUACCAAGCUGAAACAGCGACUAGAUCGCCGAGCAGAUCACAACUUAAUCGAGCAUAAUCAAUUGCUGUUCCGCAAAUCCCACCAAGGGGAAUAUCAGGUCAUUGUGCCGAAAGAACUCGUACAACCACUUGUCGUCGAGACGCACCAGAUCUACGGACAUUGCGGUACUUAUAAAACAUACAAACUGCUACAACAAAAUCACCAAUUCAAAAACAUGUAUCAAACGAUCAAAAGGAUCAUCAAAACCUGUGAUCUUUGUCAGCGGACCAAAAUCAGCAACCGGAUAGCCAGGGGACCGACACUGAGUCUGUUGCCAGAGAAGCCACUCGAAAUGGUAUCGGCAGACCUGAUGGGACCACUACCCAGGGGACAAGGAGGGUGCCGAUACAUCCUAGCCAUUUUGGACCUAUUCUCUAAGUACGUUAAGCUAUAUCCACUAAAACGCGCAACAACGGACACUAUAGUCAAGAGGAUAGUGACGGAUUACAUACCAACGGUUGGACUGUUCCAGAAGAUUCUCACGGACAAUGGAACGCAGUUUACAAGCCAUAAGUGGAGUAGGAUCAUGGAAGGAUUAAAAGUCAAAAUUGUACAUACCACUGGAUACCACCCUGAAAGUAACCCGGUGGAGCGAACGAACCGAGAAAUUGGUAGGUUACUACGAACAUAUUGUCACAAACAGCAUACCAACUGGUUGCGAUGGUUGAACAAUAUUGGAUUUUGGGUUAACCACACCAAUCACUCAUCCACCGGCUACACGCCUCAAUAUGUGAUGUUUGGACAAAACACCCAACUGCCCAUCACCAAACUCGUCACUUUCCCACCAUACAAAGAUGAUCAACCUGUCCCGGAUGUCAUUCAGAUCGUGAUCAAGAAGACUCAGAAACAGGCACAAUUGCGAAACAGAUUAAAGGACAAAGGCAAAACUUUUCCGAAAUACGAAGUCGGAAUGAAAGUACUAGUCAAAGAACACCGGCUAUCGUCAGCUGAGGACCACGAGACGCAUAAGUUAUUCUUAUUGUACCACGGGCCCUAUCAGAUCCACGAAGUACACCAAAACAAUACGGUAACCAUACGUAGUCAGAGUGGAACCCAACGCACAUACAACUUAAAAAAUAUCAAACUGUACCACGAAGUGGGACGGCCUGCUGGGGUACCAGUUGAACAUUAACAAUUAUACAAGA
Metopolophium dirhodum (rose-grain aphid) is the source of this 3936-nucleotide messenger RNA. RefSeq lists its product as uncharacterized. Gene Ontology annotation, biological process: DNA integration; proteolysis. The record is from RefSeq and is a predicted model, not a curated record. The transcript is spliced from 2 exons. Lineage: Eukaryota; Metazoa; Arthropoda; Insecta; Hemiptera; Aphididae. The coding region runs from base 570 to 3923 and encodes 1117 amino acids. Gene Ontology annotation, molecular function: aspartic-type endopeptidase activity; nucleic acid binding.